Molecule: messenger RNA, 1514 nt
Organism: Oryza sativa Japonica Group (Japanese rice)
Lineage: Eukaryota; Viridiplantae; Streptophyta; Magnoliopsida; Poales; Poaceae
Product: NAC domain-containing protein 48-like
Biological process (GO): regulation of DNA-templated transcription
Molecular function (GO): DNA binding
Source: RefSeq, a predicted model, not a curated record
CGCACGGCCGGCGCGUGGUUUCCAUUUGCUCCUCGCCUAGCUAGCUUGUCUCUCUUCCCCGGAGGAGAAAAAGGAGGAGACGAGAGAGAAUUAAUUAUCUCGGAGAUGAGCGGCGGCGGCGAAGGGGCGGCGGCGGCGGAGAGGCAGGAGCUGCAGCUGCCGCCGGGGUUCAGGUUCCACCCGACGGACGAGGAGCUGGUGAUGCACUACCUCUGCCGGCGGUGCGCCGGCCUCCCCAUCGCCGUCCCCAUCAUCGCCGAGGUCGACCUCUACAAGUUCGAUCCAUGGCAUCUCCCAAGAAUGGCGCUGUACGGCGAGAAGGAGUGGUACUUCUUCUCCCCUCGGGACCGCAAGUACCCGAACGGGUCGCGGCCGAACCGCGCCGCCGGGUCCGGGUACUGGAAGGCCACCGGCGCCGACAAGCCGGUGGGCACGCCGAGGCCGGUGGCCAUCAAGAAGGCGCUCGUCUUCUACGCCGGCAAGGCGCCCAAGGGCGACAAGACCAACUGGAUCAUGCACGAGUACCGCCUCGCCGACGUCGACCGCUCCGCCCGCAAGAAGAACACCCUCCGGCUAGAUGAUUGGGUCCUGUGCCGAAUCUACAACAAGAAAGGCGGCGUGGAGAAGCCGAGCGGCGGCGGCGGCGGCGAACGUUCGAAUAUGAUGAGCCACGGGGAGACCGCGUCGGCGGGCUCGCCGCCGGAGCAGAAGCCGGCCGUGCUGCCGCCGCCGCCACCGCCGUACGCGGCGGCGGCGCCGUUCUCGGAGCUGGCGGCGUUCUACGACGUGCGGCCGUCGGACUCGGUGCCGCGGGCGCACGGCGCGGACUCGAGCUGCUCGGAGCACGUGCUGACGACGUCGGCGUCGUCCGGCGGCGUCGUCGAGCGGCCGGAGGUGCAGAGCCAGCCCAAGAUCGCCGAGUGGGAGCGCACGUUCGCCGGCGCCGCCGCCCCGGCUGGCGCCGUCAGCACGGCCGGACCGAUUCUGGGCCAGCUCGACCCCGCCGCCGCCGUCGCCGGCGGCGGCGACCCGCUCCUCCAGGACAUCCUCAUGUACUGGGGCAAGCCGUUCUGACGGCUCGGCUCGGCUCGGCGGCUUGAGCCGGGAGGGAUGAAUGAUCUGAUAUUCUAUCGGGGUGGCUCGGGCGAGCCGCUGGAAUCGAUCGGUGGCCGUUGGAUGGCGGCCGAGUUAUUGGUAGCCGUCAGAUGGGAGAUGGAAUGGCAUUAGUUAGUUACUAGUAUCCGUAUGGACGGCGGCGAUGAAACAGGGGAGCCCCGAGAUGCGUGUAGGAAGGAGAUGCAUGGUACUGUACUCGAGAAUUAUAAGCCGUGUGUAUAUGCGAAAUUGGUUGGCUAGAUCGAUCUGGGCGUAUUUCUCUCUCGAGGCUCUUGCUAUGUUUUUCAUCUUUUUUAAAGAAGACUGGACACUUUGUCGCAUGCAACAAAGCAUGCUGCAUUUUUACAAGGUGUCGGCAAUCAUAUAAUUAUGCACUUGUAUCAGCAUUCAACAUUUAA